Molecule: messenger RNA, 558 nt
Organism: Vicia faba (fava bean)
Lineage: Eukaryota; Viridiplantae; Streptophyta; Magnoliopsida; Fabales; Fabaceae
Source: the annotation of a GenBank genome assembly
AUGCUUCUUUCUGUUAAUUCAACUAUGGUGUGCCAAAUUAUUUGUGGUGUUGUUGUGAAACAUUUUCCUGACAUUCAAUUGUGCCUGUUUUGUUUGAUUGUAGACUUCCUGCAUAAAGGAAGUUGUAAAAAAUUGUAUUUAAGACAAGUAAAAAAUGGUGCUCCACUUGCUACUGGCCGGUUCAUCAAAAGAAAUGGUCUGAAGUUAUUCAUAGCCUCCAACAUGAUAUAUGAUGAUAUCCUACUUGUGAUGGAUGACCAAUUUAUAAUUAAACGAUGUAGUUCAUCGUUGUUCAGUUCAGAAAAGAGGCUUCAACAUAACCCAUCAACUGAUCUCUUUAGUAAGUUAUCCCUAAGAUCUGGAGACAAGCCAACAAUGUUAAGCAAGGGUUCAAAAGAAAAUAUAGAAACUUCUUUUCAUCUGACCCAAAAGGUAAAACCUUUUAUAUUUGGAAAAAAGAAAAUUUGUAGUUGGAAUGAUGGUUGCAUUAACGAAGUUGGUACACUAUUCAAUGUAAGACUUUGGUUAAGCAGACCAAGAUUUUCCAAGCUAAUUUGA